AUGCUUGCUUCCAGACAGGUUCUGGGCAGUAUUGCUCGGGGCCGCGCCGUCGGUGGCGCGGCCAGCAGCGUUCGCCGUCUGGCUACCGUCUCUGAUUCUGCUCUCGACCGAAAGGUCCGCCAGAACAACUGGGAGGAGAACAACUUCAUCAACUACAAGAAGAUGUCUGAGAACCUCUCCAUUGUCCGCAGCCGGCUCAACCGACCCUUGACCUUUGCCGAGAAGAUCCUGUACUCUCACUUGGACGACCCUCACAACCAGGAGCUCGAGCGAGGCAAGUCUUACCUCAAGCUGCGCCCUGAUCGUGUGGCUUGCCAGGAUGCCACUGCCCAGAUGGCCAUUCUUCAGUUCAUGUCCGCUGGCAUGGACUCUGUCGCGAACCCUACCACUGUCCACUGUGACCAUCUGAUUGAGGCCCAAGUCGGCGGCGCCAAGGAUCUUGAGCGCGCCAUUGGUAUCAACAAGGAGGUCUACGAUUUCCUGUCUUCUGCUUGUGCCAAGUACAACAUUGGUUUCUGGCGCCCUGGCUCUGGUAUCAUCCACCAGAUUCUCCUUGAAAACUAUGCUUUCCCCGGUGGUCUCCUUAUUGGUACUGACUCUCACACCCCCAACGGUGGUGGUCUUGGUAUGGCCGCCAUUGGUGUUGGUGGUGCUGACGCUGUCGACGUCAUGGCUAACCUGCCUUGGGAGCUGAAGGCCCCCAAGAUCCUCGGUGUCAAGCUCACUGGUCAGCUGUCUGGCUGGACUGCGCCCAAGGACAUCAUCCUCAAGGUCGCUGAUAUCCUGACUGUCAAGGGUGGCACUGGCUCCAUUGUUGAGUACCACGGCCCUGGUGUUGAGGGCAUCUCUGCCACCGGUAUGGGUACCAUCUGCAACAUGGGUGCCGAGAUUGGUGCCACUACUUCUCUUUUCCCAUUCAACGACCGCAUGUACGAUUACCUUGCCGCUACCAAGCGAAAGGAUAUCGGAGAUUUCGCUCGUGCUUACGCUACUGAACUUCGCGAGGACCAGGGUGCCGAGUAUGAUCAGCUUAUCGAGAUCAACCUGUCUGAGCUCGAGCCCCACAUCAACGGCCCCUUCACUCCCGAUCUGGCCACUCCCAUCUCCAAGUUCAGCCAGGCCGUCAAGGACAACAACUGGCCCGAGGAGCUCAAGGUCGGUUUGAUCGGCUCUUGCACCAACUCCUCCUAUGAGGACAUGUCUCGCGCUGCCUCUAUUGCUCGCGACGCCCUCGACCACGGUCUCAAGUCCAAGGCUGUUUUCACUGUUACUCCUGGCUCUGAGCAGAUCCGCGCUACCAUUGAGCGUGAUGGCCAGCUCCAGACCUUUGAGGAGUUUGGCGGCAUUGUCCUUGCCAAUGCUUGCGGCCCUUGCAUUGGUCAGUGGGAUCGCCAGGAUGUGAAGAAGGGUGACGCCAACUCCAUCCUCUCCUCAUACAACCGAAACUUCACUGGACGCAACGACGGCAACCCCGCCACCCACUCUUUCGUCACCUCUCCCGACCUGGUUGUUGCUCUCUCCAUUGCUGGCUCUCUGCACUUCAACCCCCUUACCGACUCGCUUGUUGGCAAGGAUGGCAAGGAGUUUAAGCUUAAGCCUCCUACCGGCGAUGGUCUCCCUGUCAAGGGCUAUGACGCCGGUCGCAACACCUACCAGGCACCCCCCAAGGAGCGUGCUAGCGUCAACGUCCAGGACGCCAAGGAUGUCCCUAUCCUGAUCAAGGCCAAGGGCAAGACCACCACUGAUCACAUCUCCAUGGCUGGACCCUGGCUGAAGUACCGUGGCCACCUUGACAACAUCUCCAACAACAUGUUGAUUGGUGCCAUCAACGAGGCCAACGACGAGGCCAACAAGAUCAAGAACUUCACCACCGGCGAAUGGGAUGCCGUCCCCGCUGUUGCCCGUGACUACAAGAAGAAGGGUAUCAAGUGGGUUGUCAUUGGUGACUGGAACUACGGCGAGGGUAGCUCUCGUGAGCACGCUGCUUUGGAGCCUCGUCACCUGGGAGGCCUGGCCAUCAUCACCCGAAGCUUUGCCCGUAUCCACGAAACCAACUUGAAGAAGCAGGGUAUGCUUCCUCUGACUUUCGCUAACCCCGCCGACUAUGACAAGAUCAAGCCCGAUGACAAGGUUGACAUUCCUUGCACCGAGCUCGCCGUUGGAAAGCCCCUUACCAUGGUUGUCCACCCUAAGGAGGGCAGCCCCUUUGAGGUCGAGCUGCUGCAGACCUUCAACGAGGCCCAGAUUGAGUGGUUCAAGAACGGAAGCGCCUUGAACACCAUGGCCAAGAAGUCCAAGAACUAA
Molecule: messenger RNA, 2304 nt
Organism: Trichoderma breve
Lineage: Eukaryota; Fungi; Ascomycota; Sordariomycetes; Hypocreales; Hypocreaceae
Product: aconitase family (aconitate hydratase) domain-containing protein
Exons: 5
Coding region: 1-2304 (767 amino acids)
Biological process (GO): tricarboxylic acid cycle
Cellular component (GO): mitochondrion; cytosol
Molecular function (GO): 4 iron, 4 sulfur cluster binding; aconitate hydratase activity
Source: RefSeq, a predicted model, not a curated record